GAAUUUAUUGAUUUUUUGUCGAAUUUAAGGAAAUCGAACAACGAUAAGUGAGGUUAGGAUUCGCAAGAACUGUGUAUCCGGAGGUUCUUAGUUUCUAAAUAUUUUUUACCUGGGACCUUUUCACAUUGAGAUUGAAAACUGAGGGACUCAUUAUUAUUCAGGUCAAUUUUUUUUCCUCAUCAACAGAUCCCGUGAAAAAUAUUCUCUCAGCCCUCUCAGCAAAUCAAAUUGCCUGAUUUUUAGAGCUCGAUACAUCUUAUGAAUCUUCAGAUAGCUUAUUGAACUCGAGAUAAUAAUGAACCAAUAGAAAACAUUGUUUGUAUUCGUAAACGUAUCAUACAGCAAGCUAAAAAAGUGCGGACGAAUCAUUGGGCAUUGGGGUGAUCAUCUGUAAAUGAACGGUCGCUAACAAUAUGUCUGAUCAUUUUGACGAUAAAAUUGUUUGGAUGGAUAUGGAAAUGACCGGAUUAGAGUUGGACACGUGUCAUAUUCUGGAAGUCGCUUGUUUGGUUACCGACUCAAAGCUAAAUGUUAUUAGCGAUGAGUUUAGCACGGUGAUUCAUCAACCAGACGAUGUGCUAGCCUGUAUGGGAAAAUGGUGCAGGGAACAACAUGAAAAAGCUGGAUUAACCGAAGCUUCUAGAAAAAGCAAAAUAUCACUCAAGAGUGCAGAAACAGAUUUGCUCAAAUUUGUUAAAACUUAUGUACCGGAGAAAAAAUGUCCGCUAGCUGGAAAUUCAGUUUAUAUGGAUCGGAUGUUUCUAGCCAAAUACAUGCCCACGGUUGAUCAAUAUUUACAUUAUAGGAUCAUCGAUAUUUCAAGUAUAAAGGAACUAAACAGGCGAUGGAAUUAUCAAGUCUACAAAAAUGCUCCGAAAAAGAGUUUCAAACAUCGGGCAAUCGAUGAUAUCAGAGAGAGUAUUAAGGAAUUACAGUAUUACAAGGAAAAUUUUUUUAAAAUCAGUGAUCCAUGAUAAUAGUCUCAAUAAAUUGAAUUUUAUUUCCUCCCGGA
Venturia canescens is the source of this 1012-nucleotide messenger RNA. RefSeq names its product oligoribonuclease, mitochondrial. Gene Ontology annotation, molecular function: 3'-5'-RNA exonuclease activity; nucleic acid binding. Gene Ontology annotation, cellular component: mitochondrion. NCBI's taxonomy places the organism in Eukaryota, Metazoa, Arthropoda, Insecta, Hymenoptera, Ichneumonidae. The transcript has 5 exons. Bases 414 to 974 code for a protein of 186 amino acids. The record is from RefSeq and is a predicted model, not a curated record.